GACUAGGGUUUGCUUACCCUAUCCAGACUGUCCUCCCUCAGAUACGGAUCUCUUCUGAGAGGGUAACAUUGACAGAGAGGUGGGCUCCAGCAAGAACGAGGCGCUGUGCUAAAGCUCACCCUUCAGUCAACUUCGUCUGCUCCUUCCUCUACCUGUGCAGGUUCAGCAAAAAGAGAGGCUGUGUCCAAUUCUCCCUUCAAGACUUCUCUUCCCACUUAGUGAGCAGAAAAAAUGGGAGACUGGAGUUUCCUGGGAGAAUUCCUCGAGGAGGUCCACAAACACUCCACUGUGGUGGGGAAAGUCUGGCUGACUGUGCUCUUCAUCUUCCGGAUGCUGGUGCUGGGUACAGCAGCUGAGUCCUCGUGGGGUGAUGAGCAGUCUGACUUCAUGUGUGACACCCAGCAGCCUGGCUGCGAGAACGUCUGCUACGACAAGGCCUUCCCCAUCUCCCACGUCCGGUUUUGGGUCCUUCAGAUCAUCUUUGUCUCCACUCCAUCUCUGGUAUACAUGGGCCACGCAAUGCACACAGUGCGCAUGGAAGAGAAGAGGAAGAUGAAAGAGGCAGAACUAGAGGCCCAGGAGAUGAAAAACAACGGUGACACAUACUACCAGCAGAAGUGCUCCAUGGCAGAGAAGGCUGAGCUGUCUUGCUGGGAUGAGUCAGGAGGCAAAAUCAUACUCAGAGGAAGUCUGCUGAACACCUAUGUCUACAGCAUUUUGAUUCGCACUGCCAUGGAAGUGGCCUUCAUAGUGGGACAGUAUGUCUUGUAUGGGAUCUUCCUGGAGACCCUGUAUAUCUGCCAGCGGGCACCUUGCCCCCAUCCUGUCAACUGCUACGUUUCCCGCCCCACAGAAAAAAACGUGUUCAUCGUCUUCAUGCUGGCUGUGGCAGUGCUCUCCCUGUUCCUCAGUCUGGCCGAGCUGUACCACUUGGGCUGGAAGAAAGCCAAAGAGAGGUGCUCCAGGUCUUACAAGCCCAGCACCAGCACAGUCCCUGGGAGACUGGAGUCUGCCCCACAAGCGGAAAGGGCCCAGAUGUACACUCCUCCCCCAGAUUUUAACCAGUGCCUGUCAAGUCCCAACGGGAAGUUCAUCAGCCCCUUCAGCAACAAAACAGCCUCCCAGCAGAACACUGCCAACUUUGCCACUGAGAGGGUCCACAGCCAGGAGGAUGCUGCCGGUGAAGGGUCCUUCAUUAAGUCCAGCUAUGGGGAAAGUCCAGAGGUGGCCAACGAAUGUGCAGCUCCCACCUUCCCUGAGAACUACUUCAAUGAGAAACGUCGAUUCAGCAAGGCCAGCCGUGCCAGCAGCAAGGCGAGGUCAGACGACCUGUCUGUGUGACCUGUCUCCAGCAGGAGUGAGGAGAAGGAGCAGUCGCAGUGCUUAGUAAAACUUCUGCAGAGUGGAUUCCAGACUCCUGCCACUAACCUCUCUCUGUUUUAACAUCCUCUUGCUCCUUUCCAUCACUGUUACAUUGCAGACAGCACCUCUCACAGCUUAAGGCAGGGGCAGCCACCAGGAGACUACACACACUGAAGAGAGGCACCAAUCUCAAGGUGUGAAACUCUUGUCCACAUUUUCACCAGGGACCGGAGACCUGCUGUUCUUAGCCUGGUAGAGCACAGGCCAGCAGACUCCUGAGGCUGCCCAGCAGGUAUUCACUGCGACACUGUAUUCAACAGACUGACUGGAACUCAACCCCCUUGCUUCUUCUUGGGUGUCUAUUCAACAUUUGCUACAUCAGCUUGGCAAAUAUAUUGAGCUGAAGCUUUUCUCACCUGCAGGGAGCAGAAACACACCAGUAGGCUCUCUGAAAGAAAGACUUUCUCACCUGCUUCGUCCUUGCUCUUUCUAAUCUUCCCUUUUCCUACCUGAGCCCAGAUAUUUUCUACCAGUUUACCAAUACAAUACAUUCUACUUGAAUUUUUGACACUGUAUAUAUAACUCUUCCCUAUAAACAAGAACAUCUGUGGUCCCUCAUGCACAGCUGCUUCAUGUCUAACAUUGGAAUCCCUCCCUCAUUCCUAAGUCAGCAUAUCAGACUGGCCCCAGGCAUAAUGCUCAGCUGACCAGUUGAUGAAGACUAGGGAAUUUUCCCAAGAUAUUUAUGUCAUCAAUUCUAAGCAAGACAUCCAUUAACAGAAACAGAGACUCUCCUG
Molecule: messenger RNA, 2159 nt
Organism: Dryobates pubescens (Downy woodpecker)
Lineage: Eukaryota; Metazoa; Chordata; Aves; Piciformes; Picidae
Gene: GJA5
Product: gap junction protein alpha 5
Exons: 2
Coding region: 232-1341 (369 amino acids)
Biological process (GO): cell communication
Cellular component (GO): connexin complex
Source: RefSeq, a predicted model, not a curated record